This is a messenger RNA of Coffea arabica (coffee), 3405 nucleotides long. RefSeq names its product putative pentatricopeptide repeat-containing protein At3g49142. The record is from RefSeq and is a predicted model, not a curated record. Gene Ontology annotation, molecular function: RNA binding; protein binding; zinc ion binding. Gene Ontology annotation, biological process: RNA modification. Lineage: Eukaryota; Viridiplantae; Streptophyta; Magnoliopsida; Gentianales; Rubiaceae.
CAACACUCGUUUCUUUAAAGUCAGGCUCUUAGUCUUAGUUAAUCGACUCCUAGGAACGAAUGUUCAAAUUUAAACACCAAUACCUUCUGCCCUCUCCUAAGUUCGGAAGAGUUGGCUUACUUUCAGCAGGUCCUGGCAGUCCUGCUACUGCAACAGUUGAAUCCUUGGACCAUCCCAAUGAUGAUGAUCCAGAAGCUUUCCCAACUCAGAUCACGCCAUUUUAGAAACAUCUAACUCUCAAUCAUUGGACCCAAGUUUUUAUCUUUUUACACUUCCCAAAUGUAAAAACGUACCCCAGAUCAAACAAGUUCACAGCCAAGUAACUGUGAACGGACUGCUUAAAAAUCUUGUCAUUGCUAAUAAACUUCUUUACAUGUACACAGCGCACAGGGCUGUAACUGAAGCUCAUGGUUUGUUUUGUGGAAUUAAGGAGAAAAAUUCAAUGUCUUGGAGCGUUAUGGUUGGUGGGUUCGCGAAAAAUGGGGACUGUGUAGAUUGUUUUAGGACUUUUAGGGAGUAUAUAAGGUCAGCGGAUCAUCCCGAUAACUAUACAUUGCCUUUGGUGAUAAGGGUUUGUAGAGAUACAACCGACCUCCAAAUGGGUAGAUUGAUUCAUCAAAUUGUACAUAAAUUUGGAUUGCAUUCUGAUCCUUUUGUUGCUGCAGCCCUAGUGGAUAUGUAUGCGAAAUGUAAGGUUAUCGAUGAUGCCAAGACGAUGUUUGAUACAAUGCUUGAAAGGGACCUCGUCACUUGGACGGUCAUGAUUGGGGCGCAAACUGAAUGUGGAAGCGCAAACGAGGCCCUUUUGUUGUUUGAUAGGAUGCAAGAAGAAGGUAUUGUCCCGGAUAGCGUUGCUAUGGUAAAUGUUGUUAAUGCUUGUGCCAAAUUAGGGGCUAUGCACAAGGCUAGGCUUGUCCAUGAUUAUAUUUCUGGGAAGAAAUUUUGGUUGACUGUGGUUCUAGGAACUGCGAUGAUUGAUAUGUAUGCCAAGUGUGGGUGUGUGGAAUCUGCUAGAGAGAUAUUUGAUAGAAUGGGAAUAAAAAAUGUAGUAACUUGGAGUGCAAUGAUUGCGGCUUAUGGAUAUCAUGGGCGUGGUAGAGAAGCUCUUGACUAUUUCUCUAUGAUGUUAAUGACUGGGAUGGUGCCUAAUAGUAUCACUUUUGUCUCAAUAUUGUAUGCUUGUAGUCAUUCAGGGAUGGUUGAAGAUGGGCUUAAGCUCUUCUCCCUUAUGCAAGAAGAGUAUGGUGUUAGACCAAAUGUGAAACAUUUUACUUGUGUGGUUGACCUCUUGGGCCGCGCUGGGAGACUUGAUGAAGCCUCGAGCUUAAUCAAGAAUAUGGCCAUUGAAAAGGAUGAGGGACUGUGGGGAGCUUUACUAGGGGCAUGUCGAAUUUAUGGUCAUGUUGAACUUGCAGAAGAGGCAGCAAGAUCUCUUCUUGAAUUGCAGCCUGAAAAUGCUGGGCAUCAUUAUAUAUUGCUUGCUAAUAUAUAUGCCAGAGCAGGGAAGUGGAAAGAUGUUGCCAGGAUUCGGGAACUAAUGACCCGUCAGAGAUUGAAAAAAGUUCCUGGUUGGACAUGCAUUGAAGUGGAUAACAAAAUCCAUCAAUUUACCAUUGGAGACCAUUCUCAUCCUCAGUUGAAGGAGAUAUAUGAGAAGCUAAAAUGUUUGUGCAAUAAAUUAGAGCUGGCUGGCUAUGUUCCCGACACGAAUUAUGUGUUGCAUGAUGUUGAUGAGGAAUGUAAGCGAGGAAUCUUAUACACACACAGCGAAAAGUUGGCUAUCACAUUUGGUCUCUCUGCGACUCCUGAGGGAAGCCCUAUUAGAAUUACAAAGAACCUAAGGGUUUGUGGUGAUUGUCAUACAUUUAUUAAAUAUGUUUCAUUAGUGGCAAAUAGGUUAGUUAUUGUGCGAGAUGCAAAUAGAUUUCAUCAUUUUAAGGAUGGUGCUUGUUCUUGUGGAGAUUACUGGUGAUUGCUGUUUCCACGUUGGUGGGAUGACUCCUCCCUCACCCUACAUAGAAUUUUUUGUUUGUGACUAUGUGGAUGCAAAAAUGGCGUCUGUUGUGAAAAUUUGAAAUUUGAGGGUUGUAUACAGACUCGUGGGACACUCUAUGCAGAGCUUCUGCAACUGCUGUUGAUGUGCGCUUCUGCCACUGUGAAUGCUAGCUUGGUUGCCUUCACUAUCUUGUGGUCCUUGACGCCGGGCCUCUAGUUGAUUUUAAGUGAUAAAUAUAUUGUGUACAUAGUUAGAGCUAUACUAGCUCCUUGUUUUGAAUUCUUCGUUGUCUUCCAAAUGUCCAAAAGCCCCAUGUGAUCAUAUCAUUCUGCUAUACUGCACAUGAGUGUUCCACUAACAGAGCAAACGAGGAUAUCUCCACAUAUCUGCAUGAUGUUGGUAAGGAACUCGAACACGAAUCUUAUACAUACACUCACAGUGAAAAGUUGACAUUGCAUUUGGGCGCUCCUGAUGGAACCAUAUUAGGAUUACUAAGUAUUUUAGGGUCUGUGGUGAUUGUCACACAUUUAUUAAGGAAGGUACUUGUUCUUGUGGAGAUUGCAGGUUAAUGCUGUUUCCACCCUGGUGAGGUGAGUUUUCUCCCAUCUGUGUAUCUUACCCUCAUCCAUAGUGCUACAACUAAAAAAAUCCAUUAUUAGAAUGCCAUUCUUUGUGAUUAUAUUGCACGAGAAAUGGUAUUUGGAACAGAAAAUUUGGACAGCUUGUACAGAUCUAAUGGCCUAUUGGAAUUGGCAGUCCAUCUACAGGUUCUGCCACUGCCGUUAAUGCGGAGUUUUGCUACCAUGGAUGCUAGCUUGUUUGACUCUCUCUAUCUUGUGGUCCUUAACUGGCAGGCCUGCUAAUUGAUUUUGAACUGUUGAGCCCAUAUGCGUCUCAACUUCAGGAUGGAUCAGUUUGGCUCCAUACUUUCUUAAUUGUCUUCCAAAAAACACAAGUUAAAAGCACCAUGUGCUGAUAUCAUUGUGCUACUCCGCUCUCUACAUGUUUCUUCAACCAACAGAACACUCAGUCAGCAUAUCUCUUCAUACCUGCUCUGGGCUUAAGCUGUACUAUCUUCCAGGUCUGUGUCUUUGGAAUCCACAAGGAAUUACUACUACUGAUUGAAGUGAGAUGUACAGAAGCUUUGACAUGUUAUUACGCCCCCAAACAAGCAAAGUUGUAAAAGUCCAUACUUUUUAAUUGCUGAAUGGACUUAGUGCAUGUAUAUGUGUGCACCGGUAACUCUUAAGCAUUGGCUAUGCUGCAUUUGCAAAUGUAGUACAAGUCACUGGUCUAGUCUCGAUUCUUGAAGUAAGAAACAUUUCAACAUUGAACUGAUGAUAUUACUUAAAUAUAGCAAUUGGCUACGCUGCACUUUGACUUAGUGGGCUGCAUAAUGCAACCUACCC